UGUAGAGCUCAGUGAGAUUGGGAUGAGAUAGAGUAUUUUGGGCACUUGAGGAGUAAGAGACAGAGAUGUGAGUGAUACUGAGAGCUGUGUAUCUGCCGGGAGAUGGACUGAGUUACAGUAGUAAACAGGCGCCUCACAUUUUCCAGUUAUAGAGACAGUCAGAGAGAGCAGAGAGAGCUGCGUGAGUGCUGGAGGCACAUUUUCCAGUGGCAGAGCAAUCUCACAUAAAGUGUCACUUUUCAGCUCUGCAAGUUCUCGGGCGGGAAGAAAGUCAGCACAUUGUGACGUGAGUGAAAAGCACAUAAAGGGGAGAGAGAGAAAGAAAAGGGGGGACAGAUAGAGAGCAGUGAGGAGCAAUUACAGACAUGUGCCUGACACUUCUCUGCCUGUUCUUACUGACAGCUGGCGGCACAGCCUCUCUGGUACGGGUAUAUGGGGUGCCUGGGGGAAGGGUUACCCUACCCUGCAAUAUGAGUAUGGGGCAACUGGACAGAGGGCAUCGGUCUAAAUAUCCGGCAGGAUCAGUCAGCUGGCGGAGCAAUAACAAACCAGUGGUCCGGAUGAAUCGUAACGGGAUGCUCUUUAGAUCUCGAGGAGUAUCCUCACAAGCUUCCGUAUAUCCAUCUCUGUUUGAGCUGGGGGAUUUCUCGCUGCACCUGGAAAAUGUGGGAAAGCAGGAUUCUGGGAGAUACCAAGCGCUGGCACAGUAUGGUGACUCCAAGCAAGAGUGCAUAGUACAACUGCGCAUCAUUCACGUCACUCAGUCUCCCCUUGGAGUUCUCCCUGAGAACAGCUCUGUCACCCUGACGUGUUCUGGAGAGAGUUCCCACCCUCUGCGCUGGCUGCAUGGGGGCAAUCCCGUACUUCCAUCUAACAGGUUCUUAAAGUCACAGAAUACGCUGACUAUCCAAGGUCUAACUCAGGCUGAUCGGGGGAAAUGGAGCUGUGAGCUGGAUGGAGCAAAAGCUUCUGUGCAACUUACAGUACUGGGUAUUUCUGGCCCUGCCUUUCUCUCUUUAUAUAGGGCAGUUGGUGCCCAAGCUGAGCUUCCCUGUACCCUUAAUGAGACACCAAAAGAAGGACUGCUGAGUGUGCAGUGGCACCACAACUCAAUGUUACUGGACCAGAAGACACAGGGGUUGACCAUCAACCCAGUCAAUUCAGAAGAUGCUGGUAUAUACAGAUGUGAUAUCACCUAUAAAGGCCAUGUGAUGAGAAGACACAUACAGUUAAAGGUCAUUCAAGUCUACCCCUCAGGCCCAUCUUUAGUUAAAGAGGGUUCUGCCCUGCAGUUGCUGUGCAAUGUCAGUGGAUCUGAUAAUGAGGAAACGUACGUAUGGACCGGACCUGACCCCGCUGGCGGGCGGAGAUACAAGCAGCAUGGAGCAGUGUUAAACUUGCCUGCGGUGCAAACAGGGGACAUGGGAGUGUGGAACUGCUCUGUAUAUGGGAAACAAGGACUGGUGGGACAGUUGCAGUAUAUUCUCUAUGUGCAUGCUGCUCAGGUGUCAGUCUUUGCCGCCUUCUCAUCGUGGCCUGUAUAUGUCACCUUCCUGCUCAUCAUUCUCCUGGUUUUAGGACUCAUAAGCGCAAUCUCUUGGCACAACCGCAGGAGACGACUGUUACACCUACUUGCACGGACCACCAUAGAUGUUCCUUCUGGGUCUUCACUUAAGAAGGUGGAAGUUUGAUUCAGCCACAAAACUGAGAAGUGUUUCCUGUGGAUCGGGAAAUUAAGCCGUUGCUUCCGACUGCACCAGCCGACAGUUACUGAGGAAAAGAACUUUAUUUGCCAUAAGGACUUGCCUGUUAGGGGGGCAUUGAGCAGAUUAAAUGGAUCAGAUGUGGAGCGGGGACUUCGGGGAUUCGGCACUGAUUUGAGCAGCUCUUGGCCAUUCUGUAAAAUUUUGUAUAAUAAAAUAUAUGUUUAUUUAAAUGUGA
Molecule: messenger RNA, 1941 nt
Organism: Xenopus laevis (African clawed frog)
Lineage: Eukaryota; Metazoa; Chordata; Amphibia; Anura; Pipidae
Gene: lag3.L
Product: lymphocyte activating 3 L homeolog
Exons: 8
Coding region: 366-1691 (441 amino acids)
Source: RefSeq, a predicted model, not a curated record